AUGCCAGAUGAGAUCCUCCUCCAUAUUCUCUCCUUUGUUCCCACCGAGGACGCCAUCACUACUUCCGUCUUGUCCAGACGAUGGAGGCAUGUAUGGUGCUGGACACACAGUCUCGAAUUUCAAGACUAUUCUAGGCGAACGAGGACGGUUCAAGACAUAAACCAAACCCUAAUUUCCUACAAGGCUCCGAAAAUCACGAGUUUCCUUCUUCACAUGACCCUCGGGCCUGAUGUCCUUGUAUCCCAAAUGGAUAGCUGGAUAGAGUUCGCUAUGUCCCGCAACGUCGAAGAACUGUCUUUAUCAGUCAACCCACACGCGGAGAAUUAUAGUUUCCCAGAUGUCUUCUAUCUUAGUUCCUCUUUAGAGCAACUAAGCCUGACCAUCGGUUUCUAUAUGAUUCCAAGAUGCACAGUGUCUUGGAAAUCCCUAAAGAACUUGUCAUUGACUGGAUGUUUUCUCAAAGAUGAAUCUUUUGCUAAUAUUCUCUCCGGCUGUCCAGUUCUUGAAAGCUUGAACUUUCAUCGCUGUUAUCGUUUACCUAAGCGUCUUGAUCUGAGUAAAUCACCGAGUCUGAAGAGAUUGGAGAUAUAUCAUCAAUUAAGGCAUACAGGACCAAUGGAGACUCUAGAGCAUAAAGAACCAGUGGAGAUUAUAGCGCCGCACAUCCUUUAUUUGAAUUUGAGUAGCUCUGAGGAACCACCAUUCACUUUAGUGGAUGUCUCUUCUUUGACCGAAGCUAGCCUUGACAUUUGCAUUAGAUUUCGACCCUUUAUUUUUAAUUCCAAGGCUCAUUCUCUUCAAACAAUGGUGCUAAAGAUGCUAGCGAAAUUGCAAAGCGUAGAGAGGCUUUCUUUUGAUGGAACCUUUCUUCAGAUUCUAUCUCUCGCCGAGCUACGUGGUGUUCCUUUCCCAACGCUCAGUGUCCAAACUUUGACUCUUGUAACCAAGCUUACAAGAUCUGUUGUUCCUGGUAUACAAAGGUUACUACAAAAUUCACCGAGAUUAAAGAAGCUAAUAGCAAAAGCAGCGAACCCUGCCGACAUGAUAAAGGAUAGGGACAUGGACAGCUAUUUGGAUUCACAAGGCUUGAAUCCGGAUCAAUGUUGGAGUUCAAAAUAUGAGUUGUUUCCUACCUCAUAUGAGUUUCGUCAGGAGGCAAUGUCCAAACUUGUGGCAUCGUUCAUUGAAAUGUUGCUGAGGAACGUAAACACACUAGAGACGUUGGUUGUAGUGUUGAAAUAUAUCCGUUACGAUGCAAAACGGUUUGAAGAGUUGCUUCAGACGCUUUCUAACAACAAUAAUGUCUCCAUCGUCUUCAAGCGCUAA
Molecule: messenger RNA, 1326 nt
Organism: Microthlaspi erraticum
Lineage: Eukaryota; Viridiplantae; Streptophyta; Magnoliopsida; Brassicales; Brassicaceae
Source: the annotation of a GenBank genome assembly